Messenger RNA from Helicoverpa armigera (cotton bollworm), 971 nucleotides. RefSeq names its product general odorant-binding protein 1. The transcript is spliced from 3 exons. NCBI's taxonomy places the organism in Eukaryota, Metazoa, Arthropoda, Insecta, Lepidoptera, Noctuidae. Gene Ontology annotation, molecular function: odorant binding. The record is from RefSeq and is a predicted model, not a curated record. Bases 32 to 529 code for a protein of 165 amino acids.
GGCAAAGAGAUAGAUCGCAACAGUUUUCAAGAUGGCCGACUCAAGAUGGCUGUUUGCCCGCGUUUUCUGCCUCGUACUCAUGAUGGGCUCGGCGAUGUCCUCCAAGGAACUGCUUACAAAGAUGACAGGGGGGUUCACCAAGGUCGUGGAUGCGUGUAAAACUGAGCUGAGCGUAGGCGACCACAUAAUGCAAGAUAUGUACAACUUCUGGCGCGAGGAGUAUCAGCUGGUGAACAGAGACCUGGGCUGCAUGAUCAUGUGCAUGACGGCCAAGCUUGACCUCAUCGGAGACGAUCAGAAGAUGCAUCAUGGAAAGGCUGAAGAGUUCGCCAAGAGCCAUGGCGCUGACGAAGCCUUAGCCAAACAGCUGGUGGGUUUGAUUCACGGCUGUGAGACUCAGCACCAAGCCAUCGAGGACCACUGCAGCCGGGCCCUGGAGAUAGCCAAGUGCUUCCGCACCAAGAUCCACGAGCUCAAGUGGGCGCCCAGCAUGGAGGUUAUCAUGGAGGAGAUCAUGACUGCCGCCUAGAUGGAGAUGGAGAUAGGAAUGGGAAGAGGAGGAAGGGAAAGAGUUGAAGGAGAGGAAAAGAUAGAAAUAAAAAGAAGGAAAGAGGGAGGAAUAGGCAAAAAGCUUUAGGUACAUAGAUUGAGAUUUAAUAACGUAGGUAGUAUUGAGAGAGGGAGAUUUUGGUCAUAUUUUUAGUAGGAUUAAUUUGUUGUCGGUACUGAUGUGUAGGUAGUUUUUAAAUGGUAAAAAACAACGCGAAAGACAUGUGUAAGUAGGGAUAGUUAUAAUCUUAAACAUAAAUAAUCGUGUUUUGCAAUACUAAUCUAAGGGUAUUUAUGGCAAGUUUUACUUAUGUAUAGUAUUUGUGACUAACAAUAAUUACAUCUCCCUCAAAUCGUCAGUUAGCUGUUACUGUGUAUUGUGUUUUAUUAAUUAAAGGUUUUAAGAAAUCGUUUUCUUGUUA